AUGGGCCUCUUGUAUCUCGGCACUCCUUUGCCUUGGGAUGAAGCUAAAAAAUAUGCUGACCAUGUGCGAACCCAUGGAAUCACUCAGUUCCUUCAUAUUUGGGAUCGAUUGAAGGACAGAACUGGCGACGAGCUACUAUGGGGCGAUGAGAUCGAAUAUAUGGUGGUAGCCUUCGAUGAACAAGAAAAGAGUGCAAAACUCUCAUUGAGGCAAACGGAAAUUCUCGCAAAACUCAGUGAUAUAGUCCAUGACAUUUCUGCUGGCUUACGUUACGAGGUCGACACAUUGAUGUUAUUAACAGAUCAUUUCAGCGUCGCUGUGCCGAACUUCCACCCAGAGUAUGGACGAUACAUGCUUGAGUCUACCCCAGGUUCUCCCUACACUGGCUAUAUUCAAGAUCUCUUGUCGGUUGAGUGCAAUAUGCGAUACAGACGAGCUCUUGCUCGUAAACAUCUCAAGCCGAAUGAAAUACCUUUGACCUUUACUUCGUUUCCUCUUUUGGGUGUGCAAGGUCACUUUACGGAACCAUAUUUCAAUCCAAACGAUGCUGUUUCAAGUCAUAGCUUUUUUUUACCCGAAGAAAUCACGAAUCCGCAUGCACGCUUCCCCACCCUUACGGCCAAUAUCAGGAGUCGAAGAGGUUCCAAGGUUGCAAUCAAUUUACCAAUUUUUUUCGACGAGAAGACCCCUCGUCCAUUUGUCGACCCAACGAUUCCCUGGGACCGCAACAUUUACAAAGAAGAUUCAGAUGCGAAGAAUGGUGCAGCCCUCCCCGAUCACAUUUAUCUUGACGCGAUGGGCUUUGGAAUGGGAUGUUGCUGCCUUCAACUCACUUUCCAGGCAUGCAAUGUUUCUGACGCCAGGCGCCUGUAUGAUGGUUUGAUUCCUAUUGGCCCUAUCUUGCUGGCGUUGACGGGGGCCAGCCCUAUAUGGCGUGGGUACCUCGCUGAUGUGGAUUGUCGAUGGAACGUUAUUGCCGGCAGUGUCGAUGAUCGCACGGAGGAAGAGCGUGGCUUGAAGGUGAUUCCAAAGUCUCGUUACGACAGCGUUGAUCUGUACAUCUCAAACGAUGGAUUCAACCGACCCGAGUAUAACGAUAACUAUUUGCCGUACGACGAAUCUAUUUACGACCGCCUGCGCGCACAUGGAAUCGAUGAUUUGCUCUCAAAGCACAUGUCGCACCUCUUCAUACGCGACCCUCUUGUCGUUUUCUCAGAAACAAUCAACCAAGAUGACACGUCCAGCAGUGAUCAUUUUGAGAAUAUACAAUCAACCAACUGGCAGACUCUCCGAUUCAAACCCCCUCCGCCCAACUCACCGAUUGGCUGGCGUGUUGAAUUUCGUAGCAUGGAGGUUCAAAUAACGGAUUUCGAGAAUGCCGCUUUCGCUGUAUUUGUUGUGCUGCUUUCACGCGCUAUCCUUAGUUUCAAUCUUAAUCUCUACAUUCCAAUAUCGAAGGUCGACGAGAAUAUGGCCACGGCUCAGCGUAGGGACGCCGCUGCGAAAGCGAAGUUCCAUUUUAGAAAAGACGUAUACCCACCCGGCCGAAGUGGAGCGUCAAGCGAGGAGUAUGAGGAAAUGAGCAUGGACGAAAUCAUCAAUGGCAAGGGGGACAAUUUCCCAGGACUCCUGCGACUUAUUUAUGCCUAUAUUGACACGUUAGAUAUCGAGCCGCGAGAGUUGGCAAAGGUAGGGAGUUAUCUAGAUCUCAUUAGACGGCGGGCCAACGGAUCUCUCAUAACUCCUGCAACUUGGAUCAGAAAUUUCGUACGGUCGCACCCGACUUAUAAACACGACUCGGUUGUUUCACAGGAAAUUAAUUACGAUCUAUUGCUGGCCAUAGAUGAAAUGUGA
This is a messenger RNA of Laccaria bicolor S238N-H82, 1854 nucleotides long. RefSeq names its product gamma glutamylcysteine synthetase (gene LbGCS). Gene Ontology annotation, molecular function: glutamate-cysteine ligase activity. Lineage: Eukaryota; Fungi; Basidiomycota; Agaricomycetes; Agaricales; Hydnangiaceae. The record is from RefSeq and is a predicted model, not a curated record. The transcript has 14 exons. Gene Ontology annotation, biological process: glutathione biosynthetic process. Gene Ontology annotation, cellular component: glutamate-cysteine ligase complex. Bases 1 to 1854 code for a protein of 617 amino acids.